CAAAGUGUAUUCGAGUUGAAUUAGCUCGACUGCAUAUAACAUUAUACUCUCAACUUUGACUAUAAAUUUUUUAAAAACUUAAGCUGGAUUCAGUCAUAAAUUAAUAUAAAAUAAUAUAAUGUAUGAACGCGGCGGUGGAGCGCUAACCGCUAGUAAGUUCUUGUUAAAUUCUCGCAAUUCUCUUCUCCCAUUGGUCAGGAAUUAAUGACUCUUACAGCCACGCGCUCUCCCUUGCUUUCUCUUUGCAGUAACUGCCACGUGCUCUUGGAAACCAUACCCGCCAAAAAAGCCUUUCAGUCUGCUGGGACCCACACAAGCGAAAACCAUCCGCUGCACCUAUUCAACGCGCUCAUCCGCGCGUGCACCCAGUGCUUCGCCCCCAGCCACAUUCCUGUAAUCUAUCUGCUCUCUCCACCACCACCAACCCCUUCCAGCCACCACGCUCCCCUCUCUCUCACUCUCUCUCCCUCUUAAAAUGGAAGAGAGAGAGAGAGGGGGGGAGGGGGAGGGGGAGAGGGAGAGAGAGGACGAGGAGAGAGAAAACCAGUUCAGAGCUUCAAUGGUGAUCACUGCCUGCUCAAACCUAGCCACACGCGCUCUCUCUCCACCACCGCUAAAUCUCCAUCACUCUUCUCUCUACAGCUUCGCCCUAAUCCCCUGCCGUCACCUGUCCUUCGCCCCCGCGCGCUCUCCUCAUCCUAGCUUCACUUCCUCAUCCGCCCGCUCCCGUCGGUCUUCCGCCACCGCGGCAGCUGCCGCCGCCGGCGACGGCGGUGGAGGAGGCGGAGCUCGAGGAGGCAGCGGUGGUGGCAGUGGCGGCGGAGACGAAGAUGCCGGUGACAGGAACAAGGAAGAGGCGGUUCUGGCCCUGGCGGAGAUCGGAAGGUCUCUGGACAGCCUCCCGAAGGAUCUGGCGGCGGCGAUCGAGGCCGGGAGGGUGCCGGGAUUGAUCGUGCGGCGGUACUUUGAGCUGGAGAAGUCCGCGAUUUUCCGAUGGUUGCUAAGGUUCGGAGGGUUUAAGGAGCGGUUGCUUGCGGACGAUUUGUUCUUGGCGAAAGUCGCCAUGGAGUGUGGUGUUGGCAUCUUCACCAAGACUGCUGCAGAGUUGGAAAGACGGAGGGAAAACUUUACCAAGGAGCUGGAUUUUGUCUUUGCUGAUGUGGUGAUGGCCAUAAUUGCAGAUUUCAUGCUUGUUUGGCUACCUGCCCCUACUGUUUCUCUUCGACCACCUCUUGCAAUUAGUGCCGGACCUCUGGCAAAAUUCUUCUAUGGCUGCCCUGAAAAUGCUUUUCAGGUAGCUUUAGCAGGAACUUCGUACUCAUUUUUACAAAGAAUAGGUGCUAUAGUGCGUAAUGGGGCCAAGCUGUUUGCAGUUGGGACGGGUGCAUCUCUGGUUGGUACUGGGUUAACAGAUGCAUUGAUUAAUGCACGAAAGGCUGUUGAUAAAUCGUUUGCAGUUGAAGCUGAAGAUGUGCCCAUACUAUCUACUAGUAUUGCCUAUGGUGUCUAUAUGGCAGUUUCUAGCAACCUCAGGUACCAAGUGCUCGCAGGAAUAAUUGAACAACGGGUUUUGGAACCCCUGCUGCACCAACAUAAGAUUGUACUUAGUGCAAUCUGCUUCGCUGUUCGGACUGGCAACACAUUCUUGGGGUCAUUGAUGUGGGUGGAUUAUGCCCGUUGGACUGGAAUUCAGAAAAUACGAGAUUAGAACAAAGGCAGGAUAAACAGGUGGGAGCAUUGUGCUGGCUGGACUGGAAUCAAGAAGAUAUAGGAUUAGAACGAAGGCAGGAUAAAGUGGGUUUGAUUGUUCAUAUUAGUUCAUUUUAUUCUUAAUAAAUUCCUGUUUUUAUGUAAUUAUUUAGGAUUAUAACAAAUAUAUUUAGCUUUUAUUCUGUAACAUUGUUUUCUCAUUAUUUUAUAAAGUGAAGGAAUAUUGAAGGAUUGCUCGACCUAAAAA
Messenger RNA from Malania oleifera, 1957 nucleotides. Its product is annotated as protein RETICULATA-RELATED 4, chloroplastic-like. The coding region runs from base 476 to 1708 and encodes 410 amino acids. NCBI's taxonomy places the organism in Eukaryota, Viridiplantae, Streptophyta, Magnoliopsida, Santalales, Ximeniaceae. The transcript is spliced from 9 exons. The record is from RefSeq and is a predicted model, not a curated record.